GCUGUAACUAUAUAAUAAAGAGGAAGACAGACAGAAACGGACAGAAGCAGAAAUGUCUGAUCAGUGUGAUCUGUGUCUGCUGGGACUGAUCAUUCUCUCUUCACUUCUCACAGGCACCAGUGGAGUGGAUCAUGUGUUCAUCAGUUCUGGUGGAAAUGUCCGUCUGUCCUGUAAUAAUGCUCUUUCUGACUGCAAAUCAACUACAUGGACCUACACUAACAGCUUCAGAUAUUCAGCAGCAGUUGCACUGAUUGAGUUAGGGAUAAAGAAUAAAGACACAGAGAGACAUGAGAGACUGAGUCUGGAGUCUGACUGCUCUCUGAACAUCAAGAACGCCACAGAAGAAGAUUAUGGAUUAUACACCUGCAGACAAUUUGUGAACGAACAACAAGGAACUGAUGCACGUGUUUAUCUGAAUGUUCUUCAUGUUUCAGUGUCUCCAUCAUCAUCAUCUUCAUCAUCAUCUUCAUCCUCUCAGACUGAGAUCAGUCCAGGCCGCUCUGUGACUCUCUCCUGUCAGUUGUAUAAAUAUAUGAGAUACUCCUGUAAUGAUCGGGUUCGUUCUGAUGGAGUUGAGCUGUUGUGGGUGAAUCAGGCUGGUGUUGAUCUGAAGACAGACUCCAGAUAUCAGAUAUCAUCAUCAUCACCACCAUCAUCAUCAUCAUCAUCAUCAUCUCAAUAUCCUUGUUUCAUCACUCUGACUACAACACUCCUGAAUGAAGAUAACAACAGAGAGUGGAGAUGUCAGCUUACUCUCAGAAAUCAACUCCAGACGUCAGUCACAUACACUGUCAAGUAUUCAGGUGAUGUGUGUGAACAUUCAUCUUCUGCAGCUCCAGUCUCUUCAUCAACACUGACUCCAGACACCACAACAAACUCUCUGAAUCCAGUUGUAACUACAACUACAUCAACUACAGUAACAGGACCUCCCACAGCAAAAUCUCUGAAUCCAGGGCUUGUGGCUGUGAUUGUGAUUGUUGCCGCUUCAUUCGCUCUGGCUCUUAUUCUCUGGGUGAUUCGUAAAAAAAGAGCAGGCAACAGAAGAGGGACUGGUGACUCUGUGGAGCAGACAGAUGACGUGACUUAUACUGAAGUCGCUGCGUACAGUAAAAAAUGAAGCAAAAAGAACAAGGUUCGCUGUGAUGAUAGAGUGACGUAUGCUUCCAUCAGAGGAGCAAAAGCUGGAGCUCAGGAGAACUGCACUGAACUUUAUGCCUCUGUGAACAAGAACACACCAGUCAAAUAAUUAUACAAAACACACAUCAGCAGAGGAAUAUCAAUCUAAUAUAACUCA
Molecule: messenger RNA, 1294 nt
Organism: Pimephales promelas (fathead minnow)
Lineage: Eukaryota; Metazoa; Chordata; Actinopteri; Cypriniformes; Leuciscidae
Source: RefSeq, a predicted model, not a curated record